CCCGGGGCGACUCUCUCGGGAGGCGCGUGCCCCGGCUCAGUAGCAUUGGGGCUGGCGCGCGCGUCGAAUCGGAACGUUGCACUGUUUGCGGGCGUUGCUGGGCCACCGGCUUCUCUGCCUUCCACCCUGGCGCCCCCAAGUCCUGGCUCCCCAGCCUCGCUGCUCCGGGCGUCCACCCCCUGCGGGCUCAGCGGUCUCAAUCUGCGCAGCACCUCCUCCAUGUUGUCUAAGCCUCUGCAAGGGCUCCCCGUGGCCCCCGUGACCCCCACGCCGCCGCCAGGAGGCAAGGAUCGGGAAGCGUUCGAGGCCGAGUACCGACUUGGCCCCGUCCUUGGUAAGGGGGGCUUUGGUACCGUCUUCGCAGGACAUCGCGUCACAGACCGACUCCAGGUGGCCAUCAAAGUGAUCCCCCGGAAUCGUGUGCUGGGCUGGUCCCCCUUGUCAGACUCGGUCACAUGCCCACUGGAAGUGGCACUGCUGUGGAAGGUGGGUGCAGGUGGUGGGCACCCUGGUGUGAUCCGCCUCCUUGACUGGUUUGAGACACCAGAAGGCUUCAUGCUGGUCCUGGAACGACCUUUGCCUGCCCAGGAUCUCUUUGACUACAUCACAGAGCAGGGCCCAUUAGGUGAAGGCCGAAGCCGCUGCCUCUUUGCCCAGGUAGUGGCAGCUGUUCGGCACUGCCAUGCUCGUGGAGUUGUCCAUCGUGACAUCAAGGAUGAGAACAUCUUGAUGGACCUCCGCCGUGGCUGUGCCAAACUCAUUGAUUUUGGUUCCGGUGCCCUGCUUCAUGAUGAACCCUAUACUGAUUUUGAUGGAACAAGGGUGUACAGCCCCCCAGAGUGGAUCUCUCGUCACCAGUACCAUGCACUCCCAGCCACUGUCUGGUCACUGGGCAUCCUCCUCUAUGAUAUGGUGUGUGGUGACAUUCCCUUUGAGAGGGACCAGGAGAUUCUGGAGGCUGAGCUCCACUUCCCUGCCCAUGUCUCCCCAGACUGCUGUGCCCUAAUCCGCCGGUGCCUGGCCCCCAAACCCUCUGCCCGACCCUCACUGGAGGAGAUACUGCUGGACCCCUGGAUGCAGACACCAGCUGAGGAUGCAUCCCUCAAUGCCCCCAAGGGGGGUCCCACCCCUUUGGCCUGGUCCCUGCUGCCCUAGUCCUGGCCAGGCCCCCACUAGUUAAAUACCCAUCCCAUGGCAUGCCACAGGGAUACAUGGACAUCUGUUGGCCUGGUUAUACAGGUCAUUAAAAAAUCCAGUGUUACUAGGGUCAGAGAUUGGGGAUCAGGGGUCAGGAGACAUAAGCCAAGUCUGCCCAGUCCCCAUCCCAAUCCUGUUAAGGAGCCUUCCUCCCAGAAGUUAUGGUUUCUUAUUCUGGAGGGGGGAGACUUCCAUAUUUCUCAUUUCGCUAAGGGUGUUUGUUUAAAGUAACUUCCAUUCUGAGCCCCAGGACUCUUAUUCUGAUAAGUUGUAACCCCUAUACUUAUAGGCACCUCCUGCUACCACCACACACACUUAGUUCAAAUGCUCUCACUUGGGCAAGGGUGCUUUCCUUCCAACGCCCCAGCAGCUCUUAUUUUAGCAAAGGGACCCUUUCCCCUAGCCCAGGGUUCUAUAUUCAGUCAAGCUGCUUUCCUACCUCAGCCCAGGGUUGCUUAUUCUGGGGGAGGUAAUGCCCUAUUGUUAUUCUAGGACUUUAUUUUUUUAUUAUUUUAUUUUAUUUUAUUUUAUUAUUAUUUUUAUUUUAUUUUAUUUUUUUGGUGAGGGGACCCUACUCUGUUAUCCCAAGUGCUCUUAUUCUGGUGAGGAGAACCCUACUUCCAUGAUUUGGGAAGGAAUGGGGAGAUGGACACCACCAGAGUCUGCUAGGAUAGGUGGAUGGUUUUUUGGGGGAUGGGGUGGGGGAAAUAAGUCUUGUUUGUUCUCCUGGGACCCCCCCCACACUCCAUCUUUUUCAGAUUCUUGCUGCCUCCUUCUGAGCCAGGAUUGUCCAGUUGCUGAAAUGUAAAUACUUAUGUAUUGGUGGGAGGGGAGCUCCAACUGUGUCCUCCUCCUCCUCCCCCUGCCUGGAUUAUUUAAAAAGCCAUGUGUGGAAACCCACUAUUUAAUAAAUGUUAUAGAAUCGGAAGUGACUGGCCAUUUGUAGAUGCAGCAAGGAAACCUACUAUUUAAUAAACGUUACAGAAUCAGAA
Messenger RNA from Suricata suricatta (meerkat), 2189 nucleotides. It is a transcript of the gene PIM2, whose product is annotated as Pim-2 proto-oncogene, serine/threonine kinase. The transcript has 6 exons. Gene Ontology annotation, biological process: protein autophosphorylation; regulation of mitotic cell cycle; negative regulation of apoptotic process. Bases 220 to 1155 code for a protein of 311 amino acids. Gene Ontology annotation, molecular function: protein serine/threonine kinase activity; ATP binding. The record is from RefSeq and is a predicted model, not a curated record. Gene Ontology annotation, cellular component: cytoplasm. Lineage: Eukaryota; Metazoa; Chordata; Mammalia; Carnivora; Herpestidae.